AUGGCCAGCCCCGCAGAGGACCAGGUAGCUUCGCCGGCAGAAAACGAGAGUCCCGCAUGGCCUGAGCCUCCCUGGAGUGGAUGGAUCGAGACGACGGGCGACGCUCUCCUCAUUCUCGAAGCUGCUCGUCGCGGACUCAUUCCUCGUGUUACCCGCAGGCUCGUCGACUCGGAACGCAAGAUGAUCACGUCCGGUUCUGUAUUCGUCUUUGACGAGGACGAAUCAGGCAUCAAGCGCUGGACAGACGGCUUCAUCUGGUCGCCCUCGCGCAUCUUAGGCAACUUUCUCCUGUACAGAGAAACAGAAAAACGCGGAAACAACCGUUCAAAGGCUGAGCAGGACGCUGGCGACUCCGAGGGCGUCCCGAAACAGGCAAAGGUCAAUACGGCACAAGCGCUCACACAAGGACUAGACAAGCAUAGGGAAAGACUGUUGUUAGGUAGCCUGACCAACAGUCACAAGUUCAAGGUGGAUGGCAUGAUUAAAAAGACCUUUUCCCUGACAAUCGGUGGUGUCUCUCAGCAUCUCAUCUCGUAUUAUCGAGUUGCAGAUGUCGAAAAUGGCCGUCUACGAUCCCCUUCUUCCCUUCCAGAGCUAGCGACCCUCGAGAUUAGUCCCGAAUACCUCGACAAGACGCACUUCAGGCAGCCUCCCCGCGUGGAAGUAGGUCCAGACGGAAUACCUCGCUACAGAGGGGAAGCAGACGACCCAGAGCUUUCGGGUGUCUUACGAGGAACAGAAAAGACCGGACGCCGAUUUGACCCCUACUCGUCCACCUCCGCACCCAAAAAGCCCAAAAAGCCUCGCUCACAGCGGGCGGCUUCUCAAUCCGAAUCUGACGUGUCUCAAUACCCAGCGGAUGCGUAUGGCUACCCGUCUUAUCCUGGUUAUCCAUAUGGUGGACAUGCAUACCCAUACAUGCAGUAUCCUGUAGGAUCCGGCUCUGAGGACGCUGCUCAGGAUGGAUCAAACUACGGGGCAUAUAUGGGUGGCUAUUACUGGCCAGGGUAUGGGAGCUCUGGACACGCCGCGGUAGAAAACGGUGAAGAAGAGGAUACAGAGAAGCAAACCGACGGAGAGCAGAAUAACACAUCUGACGUGACCUAA
Messenger RNA from Serendipita indica DSM 11827, 1107 nucleotides. NCBI's taxonomy places the organism in Eukaryota, Fungi, Basidiomycota, Agaricomycetes, Sebacinales, Serendipitaceae. The record is from the annotation of a GenBank genome assembly.